AUGAACCGCGGUUCUAUUGGAAAAGACGAUGUUGAAAUCGUCGAUCAAAGUUCUCAUCUUGAACAUAUUUCCAAGCCUUCUCUGGUUACUCAGGUUGGAGGCUUCCGUGUCGUCGGGUUGACUGCCGACGAUGCAGAUUUCUAUAACAAUUAUCCGGAGGACAAACGGAAAAAGGUCUUCCAUAAGGUCGAUAAGCGUUUAAUCCCCAUGCUCGCAGUGCUAUAUCUGAUGUGUCACAUUGAUCGUGCGAACAUCGGCAAUGCGAAAAUUGAAGGCAUGGUUCAGGAUCUAAAAAUGACUGGAUUGCAGUAUAAUACUGUUCUUUCUAUAUUCUUCAUUCCCUAUGUCCUGUUUGAAGUUCCUAGUAACAUCAUCCUCAAAAAGUUCAAGCGCCCUUCAGCGUACCUUGGACUUCUUGUCUUGACAUGGGGUAUCAUCAUGACAUGCACAGGUCUGGUUAAAAACUACGCUGGUCUUAUGGCCACUCGAGUCCUACUCGGCGUCUUUGAGGCCGGAUUCUUCCCUGGUGCUAUUUAUCUUUGCUCCUACUGGUAUAUGCCUAAAGAAUUGGCACUUCGCAUCUCAUACUUCUACUGUGCCAGUGCCCUCUCCGGUGCUUUCUCCGGCCUGUUGGCUGCCGCUAUUGCCAAGAUGGACGGUACUGCUGGGCUUGAGGGAUGGCGGUGGAUAUUCAUCUUGGAAGGCCUUGCUAGUGUGGCACUAGGUAUUGCCUGUUUCUUCCUCCUCAUCGACACCCCAGCUUUAUCCAAGCGCUGGUUAUCCCCCGAAGAAAUUCGCUACCUGGAGCUUUCGAUGUUCAUCAAGCAAGGAGGAACUAGUACUGGGGAGGCGGGAUUCAAGUGGAGAGACCUCAAGGUGGUCCUAUUGAAUUGGAGGAUAUACGUGCAAGCCUACCUUUUGUUUUGCCAGUCGGCUUUGUCUUAUGGUACCAAGUUCACCCUCCCGACAAUCACCAAAGCCAUGGGCUUCAGCUCUACCAAUGCCCAGCUCACCUCUGCCCCUCCAUAUAUUGCCGGCGCGAUAUCUGCUAUUGUGUUUGCCCGGUUAUCCGAUCGCUUCUAUUGGCGAAUGCCAUUUGUCUGUAUCCCCAUGAUAAUUGUUGUGGUCGCUUAUUCUAUAAUCAUGUCCCUGAACGGAGCGCUUGAAGAAAAGAAAGGCGUGGCCUAUUUUGCAGUCGUCUUAUCUGUCAUAGGUAUUUACCCCAUCCAGCCCGGAGCUGCGUCUUGGAAUGCAAACAACAUUGCACCAGCUUCUCGACGGGCUAUGGGUAUCGCACUCGUGAACUGUGUCGGCAACAUCGGUGGUAUACUCGGCAGCUUCAUGUAUAUCGAGAAAGAGAGUCCGAAGUACACGACUGGGUUUGGCCUCAGUUUGGCACUCGGUGGGGCUGGAUUCUUUGUUGCUUUGUUCCUCGAAUGGACAUACAAGAUGGGUAAUGCAAGGAAGGAAAGGAUUGCUGAUGAUGCGAGGGUUAACUACACCGAGGAGCAGUUGUUCGAUAUGGGAGACAAGUCGCCGCUGUUUAAUCUUCUGUUAAGCCAUCAUCUCCAAAAUUCCCCCUUUCUCGUCAACAUCAACUCACUUGAGGAUACCGUUCAAAGACAUAUCCAUCCAGCUACUGCCAUCAUGACCAAUGAUACGUCAACAAUCACAUCUGCGGCUCAGCCCACUGAAGCUGCCCCCGCGACUCCUUACUACGGGAUGUAUGGUCACUACUGGAAGUCAACCAGGGACAUUCCACCCACCAGAUGGCUUCAGGAGACCAAGAAGCUUUGCGGUUGUGAAGACCAUCAGGCAAGCCAAUGGCCGAUGGAACACGCAAUCAUUACCAUUCCUCCCUGCGCCUACAAGUGCCCCUACUGCCCAAAGUUCGAUGACCGCGAGACCACCGUCGCUCAGGUGGUGAAGCUCCGUGCUCAUAUGAAACGCGACCAUCUAAAGAAAAGACCGGAUGAAUUCAUUGGGCUCUCUGUCACCCCAGGAAGAGUGACGAAGCCUCGCGUGCCCAAGCCAUGA
This is a messenger RNA of Penicillium expansum, 2037 nucleotides long. RefSeq lists its product as uncharacterized. Gene Ontology annotation, molecular function: transmembrane transporter activity. Gene Ontology annotation, cellular component: membrane. The transcript is spliced from 10 exons. The coding region runs from base 1 to 2037 and encodes 678 amino acids. Gene Ontology annotation, biological process: transmembrane transport. Lineage: Eukaryota; Fungi; Ascomycota; Eurotiomycetes; Eurotiales; Aspergillaceae. The record is from RefSeq and is a predicted model, not a curated record.